UUGUAACGUUUUGAUUUUUUAAGAGUGAAGUGUCGUGGAUAUGGAGGGAAAUAUUGAGCGUGAUUGCAGCGCUCUUGGAGGGUUGUUUCAACAAAUCAUUACGGAUAUGAAGAAUGGGACACCACUUUGGGAAGAUUUAGUAACAAAGGCCACAAAAUUACAUACAUGCUUACGAGUCGCCAUUCAAGCAAUAUCAGCCUAUUUGGAUGCCUUCCAAAAAAUAGCUGAUGCUGCAACAAAUGCACGAGGUGCAACCAAAGAAAUUGGAACAGCUUUAACCCGGAUUUGUUUACGACAUAAAGCAGUUGAAGCUCGUAUGAAGACAUUUACAAGCGCUAUCAUGGAUUGUUUAGUGGUACCUUUACAAGAAAAAUUAGAAGAUUGGAAAAAAGCUGUUGUUAAUUUAGAUAAGGAACAUGCAAAAGAUUACAAACGAGCCCGAGCCGAAUUGAAAAAACGUUCCACGGAUACAUUACGUUUACAAAAGAAAGCAGCCCGAAAAAGUGUUACAGGUAGUUUAAAAAGUAAUCCAACACCAGAUUUACAACGACGUGUUGAAUGUUCGUUACAAGAUGUUACUGAACGUAGACAAUUAUUAGAGGAAACGGAAAAACGUGCAGUACGUGCCGCAUUAGUUGAAGAACGUAGUCGAUUUUGUUUAUUUGUUGGAUUCUUGAAACCAGUUGUUGACGAAGAAGUAGCUAUGUUAUCCGAAUUAACACAUUUACAAGAUGCUGUGGAAGCACUAGAAAAGCAUACAACCGAUCCAUACAGUGUACCUCCAGCAAGUGAACAAGUUAUAAUUGAUACACGUGGACAGAAUCAUAACCCAGAUGGAACUUGGACAUUCCGACAUACACCACCAUCAUCACCUAGUUCGUUAGGCUCACGAAAAUCUAGUAUGUGUAGCAUCAGCUCGUUGAAUAGUUCAUCAAGUGGUAGCUCAAAAUCUCAUCGAUCUUUGUCACAGCAUCCUGUAGGACGUCUCCUUCCUGGUCGUCUACCUUCCGUGUCCAGUCGUGAUUCCGGGUUUACAUCCCAGGAUACUUUGUAUCCAAGAUCUUCACAGGUGUCCAAUAUAUCAGAAUGCAGUGAACAUACAGUGAAUUCAGCACUUCCAAAUUCAACAGCGACAUGGCCAAAUUUACAAGAAACAAUGCAAUUCGAACGGGCUGCUUCGGCAAUAGUUAAUGAUCGACCACAUACUAUCUCGUCUGCAUACGAAAAAGGACAUCAACGUCCCGGUUUAACUGUUUAUACAUUCCAAGCUCCUGAACAGAGUCAUUCACAACCAGCAAGUCCAACAAGUGGACAAACAUUACAAAGUAAUACAACAACUUCCAGGUCAACAACUCAGAUUAACAGUAAACAACAGCCAAUUUAUGCUCGUCCUCCAUUACCGACUCGAUGUUCAUCCUUGGAACGGCCUAAUGUUCCUGCAAAAAGUAUUGCACAAGGUGUUCGUGUUCUUCCACCGACUGGUCUUUUAGAACAUAAAUUAUUUGCAAAACCAAGCUCACUGCCAGCUCAUAUUACAAAAGAUGUGCCUCAACCCACUUACGUCAAUAUGCAUGAUUUAGCAAAUUUAGCAGCAAAUAAAGCUCAAGAACUACUACCUCCACCACCGCCAGAAUUCAGUACAUCGUCAACAAUGAAUUCAACUACAACAAUAGCCGUGGAAAAUAGUAAAACAUCGACGCCUGCUGGAGCAGCUGUACCUGCAACACAAGAAGGCGAAAAGGAUGGGAGUACAAGUGAGAGCUCUUUAGAAUCAUCUAGUGGCUACGGAAGUCAAACAACAUUUCCAGUUGACGAUAAUGGUGUAUCCGGUGAAGAUUAUUCGUAUAACAAGUAUUGCACCCUACCUCGACAUACUACUGAAGUGAUCACUGCAACCAUGACGAUGCCAAGACGACGGCCACUUUCAAUGUCAGCUCUCUAUUCAUCAAGUACAAUUCGUAACACACUUCUUCGUCGCGGUUCAAUUCAAGGUAUUCGUCCACCACCGCCUGUGCGUCGUACAUCGUCAAUUUCAUCCACAACACGAUUAUCACCAGUUGGUAGCCUUGAAAACUUACCACCGCCUCCAGCAUUCUUGUUAGAAGGCAGUGCAGCUGGUUCACCACCAGCCGUUACGAAUGCAUCAACACCAUCACGACCUGGUAUAAAUGUUGCCGAAACUGUUAAAGCAUUGACUGAAUUAAAACAUACACCAGCAAGUCCUGGUGCUACACGACGUAAUUCUCAAAUUCAACAGCAACAACAGCAACCGCAAUCACCAGUAGUAGCAAAUCAACCAAUUCCAGCUCAAAAUGUUCCACAAUUUAGUUCAUUCCAGCCACAGCAACCAAUUAAAGUACAUCACAAUAGUAUUUAUGCACAACCUAAUCAGGUAAUUCGUAUAAAUCCAAAUAGUAGUCCAAAUGCAAUACGGCGAAUAACAUCGACACGAUCACAAAGUGCUGAUCGUCAACCAGUGGUAAGUGGUGUAGGAUCAAGUUUUAUAGCUGCACUUAGUGCUAAACUUGCGCCAUCAUUAAGUCCACGUAAUUCACGUCGUCAUUCGGAAGAUCAAAUACAAUUUCCAAAUACAAAUAUAUCAACAACACAUCAUCUUAAAUCAUCUGUGGGUGCCACACAAGGAUUUUUAGAUACAUUAAAUGCAAAAUUAGCACAAAAUCAUGGAUUAACACAACAAAAAGCGUUUAAAAUUCGACAGCUUAUUAAUAGUCGUGCGCAGCCGGAUCCAACUGUGUGCCACGAGUCAUUAAUGGAUCAGAUAAAACGUGGUGCCACUUUACGUAAAGCUGCAAGAGUAAAUGAUCGUUCAGCGCCAAAAAUUCGUUAAACAUAAU
Molecule: messenger RNA, 2855 nt
Organism: Chrysoperla carnea
Lineage: Eukaryota; Metazoa; Arthropoda; Insecta; Neuroptera; Chrysopidae
Gene: mim
Product: protein MTSS 1
Exons: 16
Coding region: 41-2848 (935 amino acids)
Biological process (GO): plasma membrane organization; cell projection assembly
Cellular component (GO): cytoplasmic side of plasma membrane; actin cytoskeleton
Molecular function (GO): actin binding; phospholipid binding
Source: RefSeq, a predicted model, not a curated record